Messenger RNA from Eutrema salsugineum, 1211 nucleotides. Its product is annotated as proteasome subunit beta type-5-B. Bases 182 to 1003 code for a protein of 273 amino acids. The transcript is spliced from 8 exons. Gene Ontology annotation, cellular component: proteasome core complex. The record is from RefSeq and is a predicted model, not a curated record. NCBI's taxonomy places the organism in Eukaryota, Viridiplantae, Streptophyta, Magnoliopsida, Brassicales, Brassicaceae. Gene Ontology annotation, molecular function: threonine-type endopeptidase activity.
ACACAACCCGAGCCGAUCACCCAAAUCUGGUCCAGUGCGGUUUGCCCGGAGCUCAAGAAACAUCCCUCCCUAAAAUUGAUUUCCUUUUAGUUUCUUCGUCAUUCGUCAGCUUCACACUUCCUCCGCUUCGUUUAUUUUGCGUCUCGAUAUCGUUGCUUUUCCUUAGCAAGGGUUUUUGAAGAUGAAGCUUGAUACUAGUGGAUUUGAGACAACUAUGCCAAUGAUUGGGUUUGGAUCAAGCAGCGAGAUGCUUGAUGGAUUUUCUUCUGUACCUUCAUUCGAUCUUCCUCGUACAACUGAUUUUGAUGGGUUUCAGAAAGAAGCUGUACAGAUGGUGAAGCCUGCAAAGGGUACAACGACACUCGCGUUUAUCUUUAAAGAAGGUGUUAUGGUAGCUGCUGAUUCUCGAGCAAGCAUGGGAGGAUAUAUCUCUUCGCAGUCUGUGAAGAAGAUUAUUGAAAUUAAUCCUUAUAUGCUUGGUACAAUGGCUGGUGGAGCUGCUGAUUGCCAAUUCUGGCACCGGAAUCUGGGAAUCAAGUGCCGUCUACAUGAGCUGGCAAACAAAAGGAGAAUCUCUGUUUCAGGAGCUUCAAAGCUGCUUGCCAACAUGCUCUAUUCAUACCGUGGAAUGGGACUAUCUGUCGGCACAAUGAUUGCUGGAUGGGAUGAAACAGGCCCUGGGUUGUACUAUGUUGACAAUGAAGGAGGACGGCUUAAGGGAGACAGAUUCUCUGUCGGUUCGGGUUCACCAUACGCUUAUGGUGUUCUUGACAGCGGAUACAAAUUCGAUAUGUCGGUUGAAGAAGCCUCAGAAUUAGCAAGGAGAUCUAUCUACCAUGCUACAUUCCGUGAUGGAGCUAGUGGUGGAGUUGCUAGCGUGUACCACGUUGGGCCUAAUGGGUGGAAGAAACUCUCUGGAGAUGACGUCGGCGAGCUACAUUACCACUAUUAUCCAGUGGUUCCAGCCACCGCGGAACAGGAGAUGGAAGAGGCGACCGAGUAAAUACUUUUGAUUAUCUAUUAUUAGCUUUUAAGAGUUUUAUCACAAGUCUUCUGUUGAGAACAGAAUCAUGGUUACAUGUUUCUUUUGUAUUGCGAAUGUUGUAGUUAGGUAUAUUAGAGUCUCCUGGGAUUGCUUGCGGAUAUCGAAUGUUAUUGAUAUUUAAUUAUCUUUCGAAUCAGAUUGGAUAAUCUCAUGUUUGUUGGUGCUU